AUGGCAAUCCAGAAGAAGGACCUGCAAAUGUCUCAGGAGUGGCAGGCUUGGCAGCAGCAGAAGCAUUCCUGCGAUCUUCAACAUCAGGCUGAGGUGCUUCAGCUGAGAUACGAGGCCAACCUCCUCAGUGAGCAGGAGACCUGGCAGACGAUGGAAAACUCUUCCCAGAGCCUCCAAAGGCAGCAGGCGGAGCGAGCACGCGAGUGGGAGAUGCGGGACCUUGCAGCCUCAGUGGAGACGGAGCGGUUUUUGUCCACGGAGCUGCGGGCUCAGUCGCGGAGUUCGGAGACCUCGAAGCUCCGGCUGCUGCAGGAGCUGAGCGCUCGCCUGGCGGGUCGGGAGCUGGAGAUCUUAGCCCUCGAAGGCUCGGAGGAUGCCCUGGAGAAGGCGCAAGGCCUGGCUCAGGCCUUGCAGGCCCGGCUCUCCACGGAGGAGGCGCAGCUGCAGGAAGCCCGGAGCCAGGCGCAUCAGGCGCAAGAGGCAGCCAACGCGGAGCGCGUGGUGGAGGCCCGGGCGGAAGCCGAGACCUCGAAGGCGGAGGCGGCGGAGGCGCGGCUCCAGGCGGCCGAGGCGCAGCUCCAGACUGAGCUCCGUGAGGCGCUGUGCCGUGCCGAGGAGCAGCGGGAGCAGGCGCAAGAUGCGCAGAGAGCCUUGCAGGAGCUUGCCGCCGAGGCUGCAGCAGAAGGUCGGGCACGGGAGCUGGCGCUGGAGAAGCGCCUGGAAGACUUGCAGAUGCAGCUGGAGGAGCUGAAGGCAGCCCAGGCGCCUCAGAUGUCUCCGCUCCCUGUGCCUGAAGUCAGUUCCGACUAUGUUGCGACAGCCCCAGCGGACGAGCUCGACCAGGCUCUGGAGGCGGAAAUCCGGACUUUGGGCCCCGGCUGCCUGCAAGGCCACGUUCUCAAGAGGACCGGUCCCAAGAUUUACAAGCUGGGGGAGGACCGAGUGAGAAUGCAGCUCUCUGACUCCGUCCUCACGGUGCGCGUGGGCACUAGCUGGGUGCCCCUUGCGCGAUGGGUUCGGGAGCUCCCGGCGCCGGGUGAGCAGGGCCCCGAGGAUCAGUUCCAAGCCCUUGACGCCUCCUCGCCUUUCGCUGGGGUGUACCCGCUGCCCCAGCCCGCGUGGAAGGAGGAGUCCUUGCCGCAGCACGCUAGCCAGCCGCCGAAACCGGAAGCGGCCUCCACACAGGUCAAGCCGCCAGUGAUCCAGCCCCCCACGCCGGACAAGCCAUUCUACAACAGCGAAG
Messenger RNA from Symbiodinium necroappetens, 1243 nucleotides. NCBI's taxonomy places the organism in Eukaryota, Dinophyceae, Suessiales, Symbiodiniaceae. The record is from the annotation of a GenBank genome assembly.